AUGGCGUCGAAAAGUCCAAAUCCGGAGUCUUUGCUACUUUCUCCAGGGUCGACGCCACUAUACAAGCCCCUUGCAGUCAGAGAGAUCCGACUCCUCGUGGUCCAACCAGGCGUGUUUCGUGAGCGACUCAGGUGCGUCUUGAAGACAGUUUCGCUCGAUGACGAGCUCCCAUACUUUGAAGCGUUAUCAUACUGCUGGAAUGAACUUCGAGAUACCGUUAUAGUCGAUGAUCACACCAUCUCCGUUCCGUCAGAUCUGGCUUGGUUUCUUCGCCGAUUAAGACGCAAGGCAACUCCACGUACAGUCUGGGCAGAUUCUAUCUGCAUCAACCAAAGCGACAACAAGGAGAAAGGACAUCAAGUCAGCAUUAUGCGCGAGAUAUAUCGGCGUACAGCCGAAGCUCAGGUCUAUCUCUGCGAGAGCCCAGGUUCGAGUCGGCAACAGGAAGAAGACGAGACCCUAGAUGACGAGUAUCGACCGUGCCACUGGUAUGGCGACGAAAGAGACGUCCAUCUCUCUUUGUUGCUUACAAAAUAUGGCCACCAGCCCUUGAGCUACAUUAUGAUGGAUAAAGUAGCAGUUGGGUUGUUGGCAUGCAUCAAUAACCACUUCUGCUCCCUGGAAAAGGUUAUAACUGCCGUCGUUGGACUCUUUCGACAUUCAAUACAAAUUUUGUCAUACAUGAUGGGGCAGCCGUGGUUCUCUAGGAUCUGGGCAUUCCAAGAAGCGGUGCUUCCCAACGCUGUAUCCGUGCAUUUUGGAGUUUGCGUCUUUCCGCUGGAUAUGAUGCUACGUGCAACCCAAAAUAUGUUGUAUCUCGCAGGAACAAAAGAUCUUCCAUGCUGCUCGUCGAUUUGGAAGCACUUACCACCUCUGGGUGGACCGGCCACCGGCCACAUUGAGGGACAUUUGUGGGACCUAAACUACCAUCGCGAAUCGGCACAAAAGAAUAACCAAAGUAACGUCACCAAGGGUAGUGAUUUGGUGCUUUUAUUGGACGCCACCAGGAACAGACGAUGUCAAGAACCUCGCGACCGCAUAUAUGGACUGCUAGGGCUGGUAGACAGUUGGCGUUUCACCGAGUCAAUCGUGCCCGAUUAUUCGAUCAGUCUUGAAGAGUUGUACAUAACAGCGACAUGGAAAGCAAUGAUAGAAACACAGUCGACGCUAUUACUUGCGUAUAACAAGCCAGGAAGGGAUUGA
This is a messenger RNA of Fusarium subglutinans, 1203 nucleotides long. RefSeq names its product heterokaryon incompatibility protein. The coding region runs from base 1 to 1203 and encodes 400 amino acids. The record is from RefSeq and is a predicted model, not a curated record. NCBI's taxonomy places the organism in Eukaryota, Fungi, Ascomycota, Sordariomycetes, Hypocreales, Nectriaceae. The transcript has a single exon.